Molecule: messenger RNA, 2166 nt
Organism: Gracilinanus agilis (Agile Gracile Mouse Opossum)
Lineage: Eukaryota; Metazoa; Chordata; Mammalia; Didelphimorphia; Didelphidae
Gene: CHRNA10
Product: cholinergic receptor nicotinic alpha 10 subunit
Exons: 6
Coding region: 1-2166 (721 amino acids)
Biological process (GO): monoatomic ion transmembrane transport; viral process; chemical synaptic transmission
Cellular component (GO): synapse; neuron projection; postsynaptic membrane
Molecular function (GO): transmembrane signaling receptor activity; acetylcholine-gated monoatomic cation-selective channel activity
Source: RefSeq, a predicted model, not a curated record
AUGGGUGUCCAUCAACAUAUGCAUUUCUCAGGAGAUCCGGAGGAUAAUCCUCUCACAGAUGUGCCCCAGAUUCCUCCUAAUCCCUCACCUCAGCCUGUCACCUCUAAUCUGACUAAAUCCUACUCCACCCGAACUACUACUUCUCACCCACCUCCACCUCAGCCUCCACCUAGAACUCCUAGGAUAGUGACAGUCAAACAGACAAUAGCCAGCACACCCAUUGAAGACCCGGUGGAUGUUUUGGCUUGCCCAGUUUUAUUGAGAGAAAACUCUGACAAUCAGGAUGAACUAUUGGCAGAGCACAAAAUAUUUGAUUUUAAAACGCUCAAAACUCUCAGAGAUAGCGUGGUACAAAAUGGAAAUACAGCUCCCUUUACCUUGGCGCUAAUUAAAAAUAUCAGCCAACAAUUACUUACACCCGAAGACUGGUAUACUUUAGCCCCAUCCACACUUAAUGGUGGCGAUUAUUUGAAUUGGAGACUAUAUUUUCAGGAUCUAUCUAAGGAACAAGAGAAAGCCAAUGAAAGAGCAGGGAUUGAUAUCUCAUAUGAACAAUUAAUAGGAGAAGGUGAAUUUCACACCCUUCUUACGCAACUGGCAUAUACAGAGCAAGCCUACAAUCAAAUCUCAGUAGCAGCAGAAAGAGCAUGGCAAUCCUUACCAGCAAAGGAUAAUGCGCCGAGUUCAUUGGCAGAAAUUAAACAAAGGCCAACAGAACAUUUUUCAGAUUUUAUUGACAGACUAUCUACCGCUAUAAAAAGACGGAUUUCAGACCCAGAGUCAGGAGAAAUACUUCUAAAAGAUCUUGCAUACACAGACGCUAAUGCAGACGCUAAGAAAUCAAUAGCACCCUUUAAAUCUACCGGUUCCCAAGCAGCUGAAGGAAAGCUUGCACAGAAACUGCUCCAUGACCUCUUCACCAACUAUACUCGUGCCCUCCGGCCUGUGAAGGACACGGAUCAGGCCCUGAAUGUGACCCUGGAUGUGACUCUGUCCCAGAUCAUCGACAUGGAUGAACGAAAUCAGGUGCUGACCCUGUACCUGUGGAUUCGCCAGGAGUGGGCUGAUGCUUACUUGUGCUGGGAGCCGGAGGUCUAUGGGGGUCUUGAUUCCAUAAGAAUCCCCAGCAGCCUGGUCUGGAGACCUGACAUCGUGCUAUAUAACAAGGCAGACACGCAGCCGCCGGCUUCAGCCAGCACCAACGUGGUUCUUCGACACGACGGCCACGUGCGCUGGGACGCCCCCGCUAUCACCCGGAGUUCGUGCCGCGUUGACGUGGCGGCUUUCCCGUUCGACUCACAGAGCUGCCGCCUGACCUUCGGCUCAUGGACUCACGUGGGCCACCAGCUGGACGUGUGGCCCGGCGCGCCGGGGGCCGGCCUGGCCGACUUCGUGGAGAACGUGGAGUGGCGCGUGCUGGGCAUGCCUGCCCGGCGGAGCGUGGUCACCUACGGCUGCUGCUCGGAGCCGUACCCAGAUGUGACCUACACGCUGCUGCUCCAGCGCCGAGCCGCCGCCUACGUGGCCAACCUCCUGCUGCCCUGCGUGCUCAUCUCGCUGCUGGCCCCGCUCGCCUUCCACCUGCCCGCGGACUCCGGGGAGAAGGUGUCGCUGGGCGUCACUGUCCUCCUGGCCCUCACCGUCUUUCAGCUGCUCCUGGCUGAGAACAUGCCCCCUGCCGAGAGUGUGCCCCUCAUCGGGAAGUACUACAUGACCACGAUGGCGCUGGUGACAGCCUCCACGGCACUGACCAUCCUCAUCAUGAAUCUGCACUACAGUGGCCCUGGUGUCCGCCCAGUGCCUGCCUGGGCUCAGACAUUUUUGUUAGGCUACUUGGCCCGAGGGUUGUUUGUCCGGGAGCGGGGAGAGCCCUGUGGGGGGGCCCAGCACCCUCUUGUUCCUCCUCAUCCCUCAGUGCACCCCAAGCCUCGCCUGGGACGAGGAUCAGGCGCUGGGCCAUGCUCAGAGCCACGUUGCCCUUGUCACCAGGAGGCCCUGCUCCGCCAUGUAGGUGCCAUCGCGGUUGCCUGCCGCAGCCAUAGGGCUGCCCAGCGCCUCAGAGGGGAUUGGAAGCGUUUGGCAAGAGUGGUAGACCGAUUUUUCCUAGCUGUCUUCUUUGUCAUGGUACUUGCCAUGAGCCUGCUGGUCCUGGGCCAUGCCCUCUGA